This is a messenger RNA of Apis florea (little honeybee), 784 nucleotides long. RefSeq names its product superoxide dismutase [Cu-Zn]. The record is from RefSeq and is a predicted model, not a curated record. Gene Ontology annotation, biological process: superoxide metabolic process. Gene Ontology annotation, molecular function: copper ion binding. Lineage: Eukaryota; Metazoa; Arthropoda; Insecta; Hymenoptera; Apidae.
UGAAGUAACUGUUAUUUCGAAGAAAUGAUGAGUGGGGAUAUUUAAUCAUCUCUAUUUGUAUGAGCACUUUAGCUCAUAUCCAGUCACUUAGUCAGUAUCUAUGACUUCAAGAACGUAAUAUUCAUUAUGAAUAGAAUAAUUAUAUUACUACUUGGAAUUUUAAUUGUCGAGUCUGUCACUGAGAGCGAGAAGGAAAAAACUGUAAAAGUCAAUUUGAUACCUCAUAAUGCCCAAAUAAGAAAUGUAACGGGUAAAUUAAUUAUUGUUCAAAAUGAUGAUAAUUCUGUUAAUAUUACUGGAAAAAUAAGUGGACUUACAGAAGGGUUACAUGGUUUCCAUGUACAUGAAAAAGGAGAUUUACGAAAUGGUUGCACAUCUACCGGUCCACAUUUUAAUCCUGAGAAUGUUACCCAUGGUGGACAAGAUAGUCCAAUAAGACAUGUUGGCGAUUUAGGUAAUAUUCAAGCAAACGCUAAAGGUGAAGCAGAUGUACACAUCAAAGAUUUCAUUAUUUCUUUGACUGGAAAGAAUAGUAUUCUUGGACGUGCAAUAGUUGUUCAUUCUGGUGAAGAUGAUUUAGGAAAAGGGAACAGUAGUCUUUCUACAAGCACCGGAAACUCGGGAGAUCGUUGGGCUUGUGGUAUUAUCGAAGCUAUCUAGAUUUCUCUGAAUUUAUUUGAUUCUAUAUUUAAAAUUUAGAAUUUAGGAUAAAGAUUUUCAAAUGAUAAUCUUGUAGUUUUUCAUAAAUAAAAUGAAAUAUAAAAUUUAAAAUAAAAAUAAACUU